Molecule: messenger RNA, 708 nt
Organism: Alternaria triticimaculans
Lineage: Eukaryota; Fungi; Ascomycota; Dothideomycetes; Pleosporales; Pleosporaceae
Exons: 2
Coding region: 1-708 (235 amino acids)
Biological process (GO): transmembrane transport
Molecular function (GO): transmembrane transporter activity; DNA binding
Source: RefSeq, a predicted model, not a curated record
AUGGUGCAAUGUCUCGGGUUCUUCCUUCUGCAAGAAACAUACGCACCAAAGCUCCUUGAGUGGAAGCGAAACAAACUGCGUAAAGAGACAAGCAACGAAGAACUACACACUGAGUUCGAUAAUCCUGAUCGAACGCUUGCAACAACUAUUAAAAUCGCCAUGAGAAGGCCGUUCAAGCUGCUCCUCACCCAGCCCAUUGUGCAAGUUCUAGCUUGCUACAUGGCCUACCUAUAUGGCCUCAUGUAUCUGAUGCUCUCGACCUUCCCCAGCUUAUGGGUCACGCGCUAUGGUAUGACUAUAGGGAUUGGUUCUUUGAACUUCAUCUCCAUGGGCAUGGGCUUCUUCCUCGGCACACAGAUCACCGCACCCCUCAAUGACGCCCUCUACCGCCGCCUAAAGAAACGCAACAACGGCAUCGCCGACCAGCGUUCCUCCAUUCUCUCACAAAUCCUUCUCCCCGAAGCAGCCGACCGUCUCGGCCGUAUCCGCCUUGUCAAGGAAUCGCGCGCAACCGACAUCGAGAACAGACUUAUAAUGCUUGCGCGGACUGGCCAAUUACGACAGAAGGUUACAGAAGAUCAGCUCAAAGAGAUACUGGGGGCUGUAGCAGAGCAACAGGAGAAGGAAGAGCAGAAGAUUGUUGUCAACAGGAGGGGAGGGAACUGGGACGAUGAUGAUGAGCUCGAGGAACUCAUGAAGGAUGUAUAG